This is a messenger RNA of Mirounga angustirostris (Northern elephant seal), 8335 nucleotides long. RefSeq names its product 6-phosphofructo-2-kinase/fructose-2,6-biphosphatase 1 (gene PFKFB1). Gene Ontology annotation, molecular function: fructose-2,6-bisphosphate 2-phosphatase activity; ATP binding; 6-phosphofructo-2-kinase activity. Bases 2400 to 3602 code for a protein of 400 amino acids. NCBI's taxonomy places the organism in Eukaryota, Metazoa, Chordata, Mammalia, Carnivora, Phocidae. Gene Ontology annotation, cellular component: 6-phosphofructo-2-kinase/fructose-2,6-biphosphatase complex; cytosol. The record is from RefSeq and is a predicted model, not a curated record. The transcript is spliced from 11 exons. Gene Ontology annotation, biological process: fructose metabolic process; fructose 2,6-bisphosphate metabolic process.
AGGGGUAGAAUAGAUAGAGGGGAUUAAAAGUACACUUAUCUAGAUGAGUACUGAGAAAUGCAUAGAAUUAUUGAAUUAUUAUACUGUACACCUGAAACUAAUAUAACACUGUAUGUUAAUUAUACUUCAAUUAAAAAAGUAACACAAAAAUAUACAAAAUGCAAUAUUGCAGUGUCAGAAAAAGAAAAAAAAACAACUCAGUAGCUGGCAAAGCCAAUGCUGAGGAAAAAUAAAAUAUUAGCAUUGGCAGAGUAAUACUUAUUAGGAGACUUAUUAGGAUUAAGAGAGUUGUAUCUCUUGCAAAGUCUAGUUCUAAAACUCUAAAGGUUCUGAGAUAAUUUGGAAUACCACAUUCUUAAGUCAAGCUAAAUUGAUCAAUUAACAGAAAAAGCCUUGGACUGGGAAAAACCAGGUCCUCAGUGUUCUGACUUGGGUACUUUUUGCUAUAGGGCCUUAGGAAAAUACUUCCCCUCUCUAGGCCUCCAUUUUACCAGAGACGGUCAGGUGAAAUGAUUUCUAGGGCCUUCUGUAUCACAAAACCAAAAAAGUAAAAGUAAAUUUACCUUUCUAAUUGAUUGGCAGGAGCUCUUUAUUAUAAAUAUUAACCCUUUGUUAUAUGUUAUAAAUUCCCCUAUUGUUUCUUGUAUACCCAGCAUUACAUUAGAAGUUUCAGAUUAGCCAAAGAGGUGAUUGAUCAUUUACUUCACAAAGGGAAUAGGUGUUAACUAGUGUAUUUUGAACAUUUCCCAGGUUGCUUUAUGUGUAUCAACACGUUGAGUUUUCAACAACUUUAAGUGGGUAGAUACUCUUACCAGAUGAAAAAACUGAGGCACUGUGAAUUUAAGUUUUCUGCCCAGGAUCUCAUAAUGGGGGAAGAGGUGGGAUUCCAUUCAGGUAGUAUGGCUCCCCAGCCCAUUUCUGUUAACCACUGUGAUUCACUGCCUCAGUAAAUUCAUUUAGAUGGGCAGGCUCCAAAAUGUAUUGAAGGUUUGGAUUGAUUUAUACACAACUAGAGGGAAUAUAACCUUUGUAUAGACUAGGAUACUGAGAAUAAACUUUUAGGGAACUUCUUAAAAGGCGAAGUGCAGCCAAGAACAUUGGAGGAAAGGGAUUAGAGAUUUCUAUACCCAAAAGCUUGUUCCUGUGUAGCCUAGUUCAAUGGAAGAAAGUUGAGAUUCCUUGUAGCCAAUCAUUGGAGGUUCAUCAGGGGGUGGGAAUGUUGCAAAAGAAUGAAGUAAGAGUACACUUGGACAUAUUCCAGGUACGCUGUGUCAUUACAUGAGCUCUUCCCCCCAGGGGAAGGUAAAGUAGACACAUCUGGGUGGGAUGGCUCUGCCCUAUGGACUUGUCCUACUUUGAGGUCAUUGCUCCCUGCUCCCCACACUCAGCCUGCUGCAGCCUUCACCCUAAGCCUCCAUCUCCUCAACUUGGUAUGAAGAACUGUAGUCAGAUCAUGAGGCCUUUCUUCCUAGGGCACCUAAUGGCAGCUGGCAGCCAUGUGUGCAGUGCUUACUAUCUCUCCCCACAGAAAUGGCUACAUUUACUUCUCUUUCCAAGGUGUCAGGUUUACUCUAAUUUAUUUAGCCUUGGCUGGGGAGAACAUAAAGAUGAUCAGAUGGUGCCCAUCUCUCCCAAGAGUGACCCCAAGCAGCACAUUUUAGGAGGGAGAGGCCCUGUGGUAGGAAAGGCAGCAGAAUUCAGGGGAAGACAACCGUCGCAAUAACAUUUUGGGUGGGGGGAAACAGUGAGACAAUGAACCUUCCACUUCCACUUCUGGUUUUUGAUUGCUAGCUCAAAAGUACAUUUUUCAGUAGGGAUUUUGUUUGUACUUGAGAACCUUGAAUUUCUGAUGUGGAUCUCUGUUUCUGGGUUAGAACUUGACAUUAUACUUGGGCCCUUUUUUUUUUUUUCAAAGCUGUGAAAGCGGCUGAGACCUGCCUCCAUCACCUUUACCUUUUCCACCCCACACAGGAUAUAAGCACAUGAUCUUUGGUCUUUUAUUUGCAUGUUCUACUAGUCCUGUCUUCAUUGGAGGGAAGUAACUGGCCAGACCUAGGCUGUCUUGCUGGCUGCCUUCCUUGCUGGGCUCCAACUUAUCUCCUAUGUACACAGCCCUUGGAGUUCAGAGGCCUCUGCUGACCUCUGCCCAACCUCUCUCUCUGCACCCAAGCCCCCACUGGUAUAUACAGGCACAGAGGCAGGCAAGUCAGGCAAGGACUAGGAAAGAGGAGAGGGGGCUGGAGACAGGCUGCCAGAGGGCUCAGAAGCCCAGUGCACCUGCCUGUCCCAACUCUGUCCACCUGCUGCUGUGGCCACAUUAACAGAAGAGACAGCUAGUAAGACAGGAAGUGAGGCCCAGUACCUUGUGGACAGUGGUGUCAUUAGCUGCGACACCUAAGAUGUCUCAAGAGAUGGGAGAGCUCACCCAAAACAGGUUGCAGAAGAUCUGGAUUCCACACAGCAGUGGCAGCAGCCGGCUACAGCGGAGGAGGGGCUCAUCAAUACCCCAGUUUACCAAUUCCCCCACAAUGGUGAUCAUGGUGGGUUUACCAGCUCGAGGAAAGACCUACAUCUCCACGAAGCUCACAAGAUAUCUCAACUGGAUAGGAACACCGACUAAAGUGUUUAAUUUAGGCCAGUACCGACGAGAGGCAGUGAGCUACAAGAACUAUGAAUUUUUUCUUCCAGACAACAUGGAGGCCCUACAUAUCAGGAAGCAGUGUGCCCUGGCAGCCCUGAAGGAUGUCCAUGACUAUCUCAGCCAUGAGGAAGGUCAUGUUGCGGUUUUUGAUGCCACCAACACUACCAGAGAACGACGGUCACUAAUUCUGCAGUUUGCUAAGGAACAUGGUUACAAGGUCUUUUUCAUUGAGUCCAUCUGUAAUGACCCUGGCAUUAUUGCAGAAAACAUCAGGCAAGUAAAACUUGGCAGCCCUGAUUACAUAGACUGUGACAGGGAAAAGGUUCUGGAAGACUUUCUAAAGAGAAUUGAAUGCUAUAAGGUCAACUACCAACCCUUGGAUGAUGAACUGGACAGCUGCCCUUGCUCCUGCUUGGGCUGGCCCAGCCACCUAUCCUACAUCAAGAUCUUCGAUGUGGGCACACGCUACAUGGUGAACCGAGUGCAGGACCACAUCCAGAGCCGCACAGUCUACUAUCUCAUGAACAUCCACGUCACACCCCGCUCCAUCUAUCUGUGCCGGCACGGUGAGAGUGAACUCAACCUCAGAGGCCGCAUCGGAGGUGACUCUGGUCUCUCAGCUCGGGGCAAGCAGUACGCCUAUGCCCUGGCUAACUUCAUUCAGUCCCAGGGCAUCAGCUCCCUGAAGGUGUGGACCAGCCACAUGAAGAGGACUAUCCAGACAGCUGAGGCCCUGGGUGUUCCCUACGAGCAGUGGAAGGCCCUGAACGAAAUUGAUGCGGGUGUCUGUGAGGAGAUGACCUAUGAAGAAAUCCAGGAACACUAUCCUGAAGAAUUUGCACUACGGGACCAAGAUAAAUAUCGCUACCGCUAUCCCAAGGGAGAGAAUUCUGCUCCUGAGAUUUUACACCUAUAUUUAAGUUAUAUAAUGUUUCAUUCUUUCUUAAUUUUUUUAAUUUAAAUUCAAUUUAAUGAGGAGGGGAAAGAUGGCGGAGGAGUAGGGGACCCUAUUUCAACUGGUCCCCGAAAUUGAGUUGGAUAACUACCAGACCACUCUGAGCACCCACGAAACCAGCCUGAGAUGUAAGAAGAUCUGGAUCUCUACAAACAGAAUAUCACAGGCAGUUGGUUUUGAGGUACAAAGCUGAGAGCCCUGAUCCUGCAGGCAGAUAUCGGAGGAUAAACGGCGGCGGGAGGGUGCCUGGACGUGGGGAUCCUACACCGCCGGUGAGUGACAGCCUCGCGCGCUGCAGACGGGGCACAGACUUGCAGACCGGUAGCGCGGGGAAUGAACUUUAGGGCAGCCCCCGGGGUGGAAAACCAGACCGGCGGGGUCACGCGCACGCGAACUGCAGCACCCCCCCCCCCAUAGAAACCGGAACGAUGAUAGCGCACAUACGAACUGCAUCCCCCCUGACAGAAACCGAAGCGACGGUCGCACGCACGCGAACUGCAGCCUCCGAGACGGAAACCCGGUGCACCAGGGUCGUGCUGGUGAAGUGCAACCCUGGGGGUGGAAACCCCAAGCGGCGGAGUUCCGUGCACACGAAUUGGGAGCAGCUGGUGGUUUUAGAAGCACAAAGGGCAGAGAGGUGCCCAGACCUGGAGGCAGGACUGGGAGCGCUGCGGAGAGGCGCAAAAUCCAGGACGCUGCAGUUUAUAGCAGCAUGGACAGAAACGGAGAUGGUGUGGGCUGGAGAGCUCACUGAAGAACAGACUGAGGUCUCUCUGCUCUGAGGCAGAGGGUUGGAAACAGUCUCUUCUGCUCUGACUCAUGGAAGAGAUGCAGAAAGCCGCCAGGGAAAGGCGCCAGAGAACGAAAGCCCCCACAACUGGUUCCCACUGAGCCCAUUCCCCGCCACAGGGACACAGGGCAACUCUGCCCAAACAGGGUUGCCUGAAUAACAGCGUGGCAGGCCCCUCCCACAGAGGACAGGCUGGGAAAACAAGAGGCCAGCAACCCUAAGGUCCCAAGAAAACAGGUGCAUCUUGCUUGGGUUCUGGUCAAUAAUUUGGACUCUAUACAUUCCAUCAACCACCCAUCAACAGAAUGACUAGGAGGAGGAGCCCCCAAAACAGAAAAGACUCAGAGAUUAUGACUUAUGCUGAAAAUUUACAAAUGGAUGCAGACAUAACCAAGAUGUCAGAGAUGGAAUUCAGGCUAGCAAUUGUGAAGACAAUGGCUAGAAUGCAGAAAUCAAUUAAUGGCAACAUAGAGUCUCUAAGGGCAGAAAUAAAAGGUGAAUUGGCAGAACUUAAAAAUGCUAUCAAUGAGAUCCAAUCCAAUCUAGAUAAUCUAACAGCUAGGGUAACUGAGACAGAAGAGAGAAUAAGCGAUCUGGAAGACAGUAUAAUAGAUAAAAAGGGAAAAGAGGAGGCCAGGGGAAAACAACUCAGAAUCCAGGAAAAUAGAAUCAGAGAAAUAAGUGACACCAUGAGGCAUUCCAAUGUCAGAAUCAUUGGAAUCCCGGAGGGAGUGGAGAGAGAGAGAGGGCUAGAAGAUGUAUUUGAGCAAAUCAUAGCUGAGAAGUUUCCUAAUCUGGGGAAUGAAACAAACAUUCGAGUCCUAGAGGCAGAGAGGACCCCUCUUAAGAUCAAGGAAAACAGACCAACACCCUGGCAUGUAAUAGUAAAACUUGCAAAUCUUAGAACCAAGGAAACCAUCUUAAGGGCAGUUAGGGGGAAGAGAUUCCUUACGUACAGAGGAGGAACAUCAGAAUAACGUCAGACCUAUCCACAGAGACCUGGAAAGCCAGAAAGGCCUGGCAAGACAUAUUCAGGGUACUAAAUGAGAAGAACAUGCAGCCAAAAAUACUUUGUUCGGCAAGGCUUUCAUUUAGAAUGGAUGGAGGGAUGCAGAGCUUCCAUGACCAGCAGAAGUUGAAAGAAUAUGUGACCAGUAAGCCGGCCCUGCAAGAAAUAUUCAGGGGGGUUCUAUAAAAGAAGAAAGACCCCAAGAGUGAUCUACAACAGAAAUUUACAGGGACAAUCUAUAAAAACAACGUCUUCACAGGCAACAUGAUGACAAUUAAUUCAUAUCUUUCAAUAAUCACUCUCAACGUGAAUGGCCUAAAUGCUCCCAUAAAACAGCACAGGGUUGCAGAUUGGAUAAAAAGACAGGACCCAUCCAUAUGCUGUCUACAAGAGACUCAUUUUGAACCUAAAGAUACAUCCAGACUGAAAGUGAAGGGAUGGAGAUCUAUCUUCCAUGCCAGCGGACCUCAAAAGAAAGCUGGGGUAGCAAUUCUUAUAUCAGACAAAUUAGAUUUUAAACUGAAGUCUGUAAUAAGAGACACAGAAGGAUACUAUAUCAUUCUUAAAGGGUCUAUCCAACAAGAAGAUCUAACAAUUGUAAAUAUCUAUGCCCGCAACAUGGGAGCAGCCAUCUACAUAAGCCAACUGUUCACCAAAAUAGUCAUAUUGAUAACAAUACGUUAAUUGUAGGAGACAUCAAUACUCCACUCUCAGCAAUGGACAGAUCAUCUAAGCAGAAAAUCAACAAGGAAUCAAGAGCUUUGAAUGAUACAUUGGACCAGAUGGACCUCAUAGAUAUUUACAGAACAUUCCACCCUAAAAAAACAGAAUACUCCUUCCCGAGCACACAUGGAACUUUCUCCAGAAUAGACCAUAUACUGAGUCACAAAUCACGUCUCAACCGAUACCAAAAGAUUGAGAUUAUUCCCUACAUAUUCUCAGAGCACAAUGCUCUAAAACUGGAAUUCAAUCACAAGAAAAUUUUGGCAGAAAUUCAAACACUUGGUAGCUAAAGACCACUCUGCUAAGACUAUUUGGGUCAACCAAGAAAUCAAAGAAGAACUUAAACAAUUCAUGGAAAUCAAUGAGAGCGAAAACACAUCGGUCCAAAACCUAUGGGAUACUGCAAAGGCAGUCCUAAGGGGGAAAUACAGAACCAUCCAAGCCUCACUCAAAAAAAUAGAAAAAUCCCGAAUUCACCAACUAACUCUACACCUUAAAGAACUAGAGAAAAAGCAACAAACAAUGCCUAAGCCAUGCAUUAGAAGAGAAAUAAUGAAAAUUAGAGCAGAAAUCAAUGAAUUAGAAACCAGAAACACAGUAGAUCAGAUCAACGAAACUAGAAGUUGGUUCUUUGAAAGAAUUAAUAAGAUUGAUAAACCACUGGCCAGAUUUAUCCAAAAAAAGAGAGAAAGGACCCAAAUUAAUAAAAUUAUGAAUGAAAGGGGAGAGAUCACCACUAACACCAAGGAAAUAGAAACAAUUAUUAGAAAUUAUUAUCAACAACUAUAUGCCAAGAAACUGAGCCAUCUGGAUGAAAUGGAGGCUUUCCUGGAAACCUAUAAGCUGCCAAGACUGAAACAGGAAGAAAUUGACAACCUGAAUAGGCCAAUAACCAGUAACGAGAUUGAAGCAGUGAUCCAAAACCUCCCAAAACACAAGAGUCCAGGGCCUGAUGGAUUCCCUGGGGAAUUCUACCAAACAUUCAAAGAAAAAAUAAUACUUAUUCUACUGAAGCUGUUUCAAAAAAUAGAAACAGAAGAAAAACUUCCAAACUCAUUCUAUGAGGCCAGCAUUACCUUAAUCCCCAAACCAGGCAAAGACCCCAUCAAAAAAGAGAAUUUCAGACCGAUAUCCCUGAUGAAUAUGGAUUCCAAAAUCCUCAACAAAGUCCUAGCUAAUAGGAUCCAACAAUACAUUAAAAAGAUCAUCUACCACGACCAAGUGGGAUUUAUCCCCGGGAUGCAAGGGUGGUUCAACAUUCGCAAAUCAAUCAGUGUGAUAGAACACAUUAAUAAGAGGAGAGAGAAGAACCAUAUGGUCCUCUCAAUUGAUGCAGAAAAAGCAUUUGACAAAAUACAACAUCCUUUCCUGAUUAAAACUCUCCAGAGUAUAGGGAUGGAGGGAACAUUCCUCAAGUUCAUAAAAUCCAUCUAUGAAAAACCCACAGCGAAUAUCAUCCUCAAUGGGGAAAAGCUGAGAGCCUUUCCCUUAAGAUCAGGAACACGUCAAGGGUGCCCACUCUUCACUACUGUUGUUCAACAUAGUACUAGCAGUCCUAGCAACAGCAAUCAGACAACAAAAAGAAAUAAAAGGUAUUCAAAUUGGCAAAGAAGAAGUCAAACUCUUUCCUUUUGCAGAGGACAUGAUACUUUAUGUGGAAAACCCAAAAGACUCCACCCCCAAAUUACUAGAACUCAUCCAGCAAUUCAGUAAUGUGGCAGGAUACAAAAUCAAUGCUCAGAAAUCAGUUGCUUUCUUAUACACUAACAACGCAACUGUAGAAAGAGAAAUUAAAGAAACAAUUCCAUUUACAAUAGCACCAAAAACUAUAAGAUACCUCGGAAUAAACCUAACCAAAGAGGUAAAGGAUCUAUAAUCUAGGAACUACAGAACACUCAUGAAAGAAAUUGAAGAAGACACAAAAAGAUGGAAAACUAUUCCAUGCUCAUGGAUCAGAAGAAUAAACAUUGUUAAAAUGUCUAUGCUACCCAGAGCAAUCUAUACCUUCAAUGCCAUCCCGAUCAAAAUUCCAAUGACAUUUUUCAAAGUGCUGGAACAAACAAUCCUAAAAUUUGUAUGGAAUCAGAAAAGACCCCGAAUCGCCAAGGAGAUAUUGAAAAAGAAAAAUAAAGCUGGGGGCAUCACGUACCCCAAUUUCAAGCUAUAUUACAAAUCAGUGAUCACCAAGACAGCAUGGUACUGGCACAAAAACAGACA